This is a messenger RNA of Phyllostomus hastatus (greater spear-nosed bat), 551 nucleotides long. It is a transcript of the gene TXNDC17, whose product is annotated as thioredoxin domain containing 17. Gene Ontology annotation, molecular function: protein-disulfide reductase [NAD(P)H] activity. Gene Ontology annotation, cellular component: cytosol. Lineage: Eukaryota; Metazoa; Chordata; Mammalia; Chiroptera; Phyllostomidae. The record is from RefSeq and is a predicted model, not a curated record. Bases 73 to 444 code for a protein of 123 amino acids. The transcript is spliced from 4 exons.
CCCCACGUGGAGCCCCGCCUCUAAGCGGUGCGGCCCAAGGAUUCCCACUGUGGUUCCUGGUGUGCUCUCCCGAUGGCGCCUUACGAGGAGGUGAGUGUGUCCGGCUUCGAGGAUUUCAGCCGGGCUGUGGAGCAGCACAAAGGCAAGACCAUUUUCGCCUACUUUACCGGUUCUAAGGACGCCGAAGGGAAAAGCUGGUGCCCCGACUGCGUGCAGGCUGAACCAGUCGUACGAGAGGGGCUGAAGCAUAUUUGUGAAGGAUGUGUGUUCAUCUAUUGCCAAGUAGGAGAAAAACCUUAUUGGAAAGAUCCAAAUAAUGACUUCAGAAAAAAACUGAAAGUAACUGCAGUGCCUACACUACUUAAAUAUGGAACACCUCAAAAGCUGGUAGAAUCGGAAUGUCUUCAGGCCAACCUCGUGGAGAUGUUGUUCUCUGAAGACUAACAUUUGAUGAUGACAAUUGUGUCUUCUGAUGUCCUGAUUUGCAUGCUUGCUUUGAAUUCAUGUUAGCCAUAAAUAAAUAAUGAUGACAUAAAAACUGGUGCACCAAA